GAUCUCCCGCCAGUGGUGCGGCAAGUGCGUUCGCGCUCGCAUCGUUUUUUCAGUGCACGGAGGCUGACAACAACGGAGGCUUGAUGGCUGAUGUAACAGGUUAUACGGCUGGCGGCUUUGGCCUAGGCCGCGGGCGAGGCGUUCGAACGGCUACGGGCGUUGCGCAGGCUGAAAAGACACCGGGUUCUGGGCAGUCAACUAACGGUUGGGGAACCACUGCACCCACCACAGAUUCGUCGGGCUGGGGGGGUACAGGAGGAGGCCAGUCCAACAGUGUGCCAGCCGAGGCUGGCUGGGGCGCUACAAACGGUGCUGUUGACUCCGGCUGGAACAACAAUGGCGCCGGUGACAACAACAAUGGGGCCGGCAGCACGCCGGCUGCAGAUGACCCCUGGCAGGAAGACACCAGCAGCGGGUGGAAGGAGGAGCCCAGUUCAAGCUAUGGUGGCGGCUCUAGCAGCUUUGGCGGCGGAGGCAGUUACGGAAGCGGUGGCGGUGGCCGCUCUGGCGGGGGUGGCGGAAGCAGAGUGCGCUCUGGCUGGGACAACCGAGCAGGUGGAGGAGGCGGCGGCGGAGGACAUCGUUCAGAUGGCCGUCGUACAGGUGGCAGAGCCUGCUUCAAAUGCAACCAGGAAGGGCAUAUGAGUAGAGAUUGCCCUAACGGGGACUCUGGAGGUGGAGGUGGCCGUGGAAGGGGCUGCUUUAAAUGUGGAGAAGAUGGUCAUAUGAGUCGAGACUGCCCAAAUGCCGACUCGUCUUCUGGUGGUGGCCGCUCUGGCGGCAGAGGGUGUUUCAAAUGUGGCCAGGAGGGCCAUAUGAGCAGGGAUUGUCCCAACUCUGAUUCCUCGGGAGGAGGUGCCAGUGGGGGCAGAGGGUGUUUCAAGUGUGGCGAAGAAGGCCACAUGAGUAGGGAUUGCCCAAAAGCCUCCAGUGAUGAUCGACCCAAGAGGGGCUGCUUCAACUGCGGAGAGGAUGGGCACAUGAGUCGCGACUGCCCAAACCCACAACAGGAGCGGCGACCCAAGGGCUGUUUUAAGUGUGGCGAAGAAGGCCACAUGAGCCGCGACUGUCCCAACCCGGACGCUGGGGGUGGCCGAGGGGGUGAUUCCUCCGGAGAUGGUGGUGAUCGGCCAAAGGGGUGCUUCAAGUGCCAGCAGGAAGGGCACAUGGCCAAGGACUGCACCAACGAACCCGUGCCCCGCAUGGGACCAGACGGCAAGCCGAUGGAAGCACCUUACGUUCCGCCUUCACUGCCAACUGACGAGGACACCCUCUUCUCGAGCAUCUCCACUGGCAUCAACUUUGCCAAGUACGACACCAUUCCUGUGGAAGUCAGCGACUCUGCUUUCCGUACUCCCUUCAUGAGCUUCGAGGAGAUGGGCCUCACCAACCUGCUGCAGCAGAACCUGCAGCGUGCCAAGUAUAUGAAACCCACGCCCGUGCAAAAGUAUGCAAUCAAGAUUAUACUGGCUGGCAGGGACAUGAUGGCCUGCGCCCAGACUGGUUCUGGAAAGACGGCGGCGUUCAUGCUGCCCAUUCUGCAGUCCCUGAUGAGCGACAGUUCCCUGGAGAACCCUGCGAACCAGGCUGUGCAGACUCCUCUGGCGGUGAUCCUGUCGCCCACCCGUGAGCUGGCCAUCCAGAUAGCCCAGGAUGCUCACAAGUAUUCCUACGACUCGAUCAUCAAGACUGUGCUCGUGUACGGAGGCACAUCAGUCCAGCACCAGCUGGCAAUGUUAUCACGAGGAUGCCACAUCCUGGUGGCUACCACCGGCCGUCUGAAGGACUUUGUUGAGAAGGGCAAGAUCACGUUCGAAAAGUUGCGCUUCCUGGUCUUGGAUGAAGCGGACAGAAUGUUAGAUAUGGGUUUUGAGCCCGACGUUCGCGCUCUCGUGGGGCACUCGACCAUGCCGCCGCGGGGCCAGCGUCGCACGCUCAUGUUCUCCGCCACCUUCCCAGAGUCGAUUCAGUUACUGGCACGGGAGUUCCUGGAUAACUCUGUCAUGCUCUCUGUGGGCAUUUUGGGCGGCGCCAACUCGGACGUCCAGCAGCAGGUCUACCAGGUGUCCCAGUUUGAGAAGCGGCAGAAGCUUCUGGACAUCCUCGCCGAGGAGGGUAGUGACAGAGUGAUGGUGUUUGUGGAGAAAAAGAAGACUGCAGACUUCCUGGCUGCCUUCCUGUCCCAAAAGGGUGUCAAGACGACUAGCAUCCAUGGUGACCGGUAUCAGCGGCAGCGCGAGGAGGCACUGCAGGACUUCAGGCGGGGCACCUGCCCAGUCAUUGUGGCCACGGCUGUGGCCGCCCGCGGUCUGGACAUCAAGGAUGUGCGCCACGUCAUCAAUUACGACCUGCCUCAGUCCAUAGACGAGUAUGUGCACCGCGUGGGCCGUACUGGCCGUGUGGGCAACCUGGGCAAGGCCUCGAGCUUCUAUGACUCUGAAGCUAAUAGUGCACUGGCUGCUCCGCUCAUCAAGAUCCUGUCAGAGAGUCAGCAACAGGUUCCAGACUGGCUGCAGACCGAAGCAAAGUAUGGCGGCGGAGGAGGUGGAGGCGCCCCGGUGAGUGCUGUUCCUUGUAUCAAUGGCUAGGAUGCGUUAAAAGCA
This is a messenger RNA of Dermacentor silvarum, 2603 nucleotides long. RefSeq names its product probable ATP-dependent RNA helicase vasa-like. Gene Ontology annotation, molecular function: RNA binding; RNA helicase activity; zinc ion binding. NCBI's taxonomy places the organism in Eukaryota, Metazoa, Arthropoda, Arachnida, Ixodida, Ixodidae. The coding region runs from base 84 to 2588 and encodes 834 amino acids. The transcript has 16 exons. The record is from RefSeq and is a predicted model, not a curated record. Gene Ontology annotation, biological process: cell differentiation; gamete generation. Gene Ontology annotation, cellular component: P granule; nucleus.